ACAGACAUAAACAUUUAAAAUUCGCGUUAAUGUUGUACAUAAAACCUUUCAUACAGGUGGCAAGUCUUUUACGUGUAUUGUCUCUGACAGGUUGUCUACAUGAGCCAUUGCUAUUUCACCCCACAAAUCCCUUCCCUGCUUACGUAAUCUUUCUAUUCGAUAAGCCUGGCUAUUACACACACACACACACAUACACGUCUUACCAUGUCAUCGAUAAAUUUGAAAUGUACUUUUUAAUACGUAGGAGAGACCUAGCGGUCUAUGUGUUUCAUUUCUAUGCGGCUGUCCUGCGCAUCUAGAGUUGCUUCUUGUGUGAUGUCUUUUUUGUUCACCAUAAUGAUUUGUGAGCUCUAGUUCCUAAGGUCCCGCUUUGUUGAUGUCAUUGCUUCUUUGCCAACGUUGUGGUUGUGCUGAUGGCGGAUCUUUGAUUGGAAUUUCUCUCUGGUGUUGUCUCCCCCAGUGUUAGGGACGCAGGCUUGGGACUCUGUUAUAGUCAGCCUGAUUUGUUUUGGUGUGGUCCGUGCAUUCAUGGCAUUGUAAAUGUUUGUGUGUGGGCUUCGCGGGCCCUGAUUGAAUUAUGUCACCGAGCUUAAGCAAGCCAUAGUUCUAAAGGCCAUAAAUCUUUGUUUUGGCUUCUACUGUCGAGGUGGGGGAACCUGAGAGUUCAAAGAACUUAUGCCUUCCCCUAAAUCAACGAGCCGUAAAGAGGCACCUGACAGUGUUGAUAUCUGAAAGCACACUUGAGUUCUAUAGGUAGAGGGCCGCAUCUGGCCCGUGGGUUGUAAUUUGGCCACCCCUGUGCUACACACAAGUAAAACAAUUUCUAAGUGACAAGACUGAAGAAGUGUUACAAGAAUACCUUACUCUAGCUAAGCGUUACUCGUGGAACGAGAAAUUCAUUGAGAACUCAACUCUGAUGGCCGAGAAGAGCAAAGGUACAACUGAGGAAAACUGUAAAGAGCAAACCGAAGCGAUGGCUAGUGCUGCUUACGAUGUAGAAGCAAAGCUUUUGGAGUUUCAGGAAGAUUUUAUUAGCGAACUUCAUGCUGCAAGUACUUUAAUGUCAAAUCUCCAAACUGAAGUUCACAUUUUGUCAAAGAGAACCGAGGAGAUUAGAGCAAAUCAAGAGAAACUAGCAAGAAAAGUUAAAGCUCUAAAUAGGAAGAUGAACAUAAUCAACAAAAGAAUGAACACGUCAAGUAACAAAGAAACACUUCCUUCACAAAUGCAAGUAGAUUUGAUGAGCAACACAUGGGAUACCUUGCAUACACUUGAAGUUCAUGAUGAGAACUUACCAGGAAGUCUCCGACGUUGUCUACAGACUUCACAAACUAGAUAAGAUAAUGGGAUUAUUAAAUACAAUUCUUAUGGACAUUGGCCUGAUGAAGAAAAAAGGUGAACUGUGGGUGGAAGAGAAAGAAAGUCUGAGCUACACAGAAGUAAAACAAUUUCUAAGUGAGAAGACUGAAGAAAUAUACGGAGAUUUGCUCUUUAAAGCAAACAAAACAUUGGCAAAAUUAAGAGAUUUGAAUUUAAACUCUAAACAGGUAGAAGACGUUGAUCAAAUUAUUGUUUUGAAAGAAGCAUCUUCAUCUAAAGAUUGUUCAAUUGAUGAACUAACAGGACUAAACCCAACAUCUGUAAGACCUGAUAACGUCCAUCAAGCUAUUACUUUUAAUGACACAGACUCUCUUUGUGAAGAGUUUCAUUGCCACGCAACAAGUCAAUCAGAUGUCCAGUGUGAUUACAACUGUCUUCAUAUUAUAGGUCAACAUGAACAACAAAUAUCAGAUGCUGGGAAAACGGAUCAUCGCAAAUACUUGAAGGAAUGCUCUCGGAAUCCAGGUCACACAAAAUUUAUCCCAGUCAAUGCAUUUGGCUUAUAUCAUCUGCCUGAAGGUCACCGUGACAAGGAUCUGUAUGACCUAAUUAAGGCCGCGGCUGACCUGACAGUGAAAGUGAGUGUCACUAUGACCAGCCCACAUAGACCAGAGUUUUUGCCAAACACAGAAAUUCCAUAUUUUUUAUACAACAAGAGAGGAGGUCAACAUCUGAGAACAGGGACUGGCUUUAUCAACGAAAUUAGACGAAAUACUAUGGGAUCAUGCCCAUGUAAUACAUGCAAACAGACAAGCCAAAAAAACAAAGUUUGUUGCAACAUUACAAUAUGGACAGCUACUAACUUAGUUUUUGAUGAUAUUGAGGCCAACAAUAUGUUGUUAACAUUGUUUUAUGAUGACCAAGAUGGUUUAGAGAUAGAACUAAAAGUUAUUGCCAUCGAGUCCUCUCAUGACGUCAGCAGAGAUAUAUGUUGGAUUCAAUUCAAUACUUGUGGUGAAAUUAUUGUUGAAAGACUCCAGAGAGCGAUUACACUUUUCGACGAUGCCUGUACGAAAGUAAACAAAAAAUAUACUCAAUCGAAAAAGAUGGACAAGUUAAUGUUUAUAAUCUCACAUCCUCAUGGCUGUUACAAGCAGGUCAGUAUUGGUCACUGGAAUGACAAGUUGAAAAUGGGUAGUGGCUUUAAGUUGACCCACACAGCAGGUACAUGCCAAGGAAGUGCUGGAGCUAGGGUCCACUGUGUGGAGAAUGACGACUACUGGGUUUACUGUGGACGUUCAAAAUCUGGACUUCAGUAUAGCUGUUGCUAAUAGUACCUUGCCAACUUUGAGAAGAAAGUGUGUACAUACAAAUGCCGUUUCCUUGUGUUUGUUGUUGCUGCAUAACUUUACGCUAGUUCAAGUCUGUCUGACUACAUCGGGGCCUCAAGUUGAAAUGGGGCUUCCACAUUUGAACAUAUAUAAAAAUCGAGAAUAAAAGAAAUAGCCAUAUUUUAGAUUAGAAAAAUGGGUAGUUGAGCUUACAUUUUCAAGCAAUUUAUAUAUUUCAUCAUACAUUAGACAUAUUUUUUUAUUUAGAAAUGUUAUGUUAGGUGACCGGUCAUUUCAUCUCCGGUCACUUCCUCCCCAGUCACUUCAUACCCUGUCAUUUCUACCUUGGUCAAAUCAUCCCCGGUCACUUCAUCCCCGGUCAUUUCAUCCCCAAUUAAAUAUGUUUUCUUAUUCGUUGUUUAACUGUUUUGUUAAGGCUUUGACUUUAAUCCCGCAUUUCAUCUAAUAUAUAAUUAUUAUUAUGUACUAGCAUGGGCGUAGCCAGGGGGGGGGUUUUGGGGUUCAAACCCCCCCCGAAAUGAAAUCCCCCCCCCGCAGGGGGGGGUGACGGAAUUAAGUGACUGAUUUUCGCUUUCAUUUUGUUUAUUUUAGGUGAGAUUUUAAUACUAAAUCAUCACUUACCACAGCACAGCCGAGGCAGCUUUGAGUUAAAAACCCUCUACCAGGGGGUUUUGAGUUUAAAUUCCCCUACCAGGGGGUUUUGAGAUUUUAAAAACCCCUAUCAGGGGUUUUGAGAUACAAAUCCCUCUACCAGGGGGCUUUGAGUUUAAAACCCCCUACAGGGGGUUUUGAAUUUUAAACCCCCUACCAGAGGCUUUUGCAGUUAAAUCCCCCUCUUCUAUAAAACAAAACAAAAAAUGCAAACAACAAUCCCCAAAUUCCAACAGCACAGUUGAGGAAGAUUUUGAUUUUAAAACCCCAUCCAAAAUUUACGAUAACCCCAUCUUCAAUAUAAAAAAAGUAAAUUACACACUCAAAAUUCUAUGAGCGUAGCCAAAGGGGUUUUGAGUUUAACCCCCCUCCCCUUCCAGUUGGGGUUUGAAGCUAAAAGUACCUCUUCAAUAUAAAAAAAAAGCAAAUUACACACUAUAAAAUCUAUGAGCGUAGCCAAAGGGGUUUUGAGUUUAAAUCCCCCUCCUCCAGAUGGCUUUUUCUUUAAAGUUUAAAACCCCUCCAGAUGGUUUUGAGUUUAAAAUUCCCCUACAGAGCGUUUAGAGUUGAAAACCUCACUCUUCAAUAUUAUUUUAAAGCAAACUACAGUCACCAAAUUCUAUGAUCGUAGCUAAAUGGGGUUUUGAAUUAAAAACAAAACAAAAAAAAAAACCCAGAGAUUUUUUAGUUUAAAACCCCUCAACAGAUGAUUUGACGAAAAAACUUUCUUUUUCGAUAUAAAAUCUAAAGCGAAAUACAGGCAUGUAAUUCCAAGAGCGUAGUUAAGAAAGGUUACAAAUUUCUACCAGUGGCUUGGGCUCCAUUAAUUAAGUGUGAUUAGUCUUCUGCAUAAACUGAAAAUCAUUAAAUCUGUCUCAACAAAGAUGGCUAAGACAGAUUUUAGGAGUCAGUCAUAGAGAUCGGGUCUAAAUCAAAGAAAUCAUAUGCCGAAUUGGGAGUCGAAUCGCAUGAGGUUUUGCGGGACAUGUUUUCCCACAUAAUGAAUUACGCAAAAUAAGAGUUGCGGAAACAGCUUGCCGGAAGUCAGUAAGAAUAGCACAUUAGGUUUUUGAAAUAAAACUUUUUAAUAGCAAGAUAAUGCACUGUAGAUACCUCAGAAUAUGCAUUUUGUUGGCUUUCAAUACCUGAAAUAGUGCUCGGCGGCGGGGCUUCGCCCCGCGCUGGGGGAGCUCUGCGAACUCCCCCAGACCUCCUUGCUAUCAAGGGCUGGGAGUCUACAAUAAACAAUAAACGUCUUCCGAAAGGGUCAGAAUGUAAUAAAGAUUAAUUAUGUACACACACACAUAUAUUUAUUUUCGCGGGGGGGGGGGGGGGGGGUAGGUCGGGGGGAAGCCCGCCCCCCCCAAAACCCUCCCCGAAAAAAAAUCCUGGCUACGCCCAUGUUAUGUAGAAUGCUUUUUAAUAUUUUUAGACAUGUUAUUAAUGCGUUUAUAGUGCUUCUCCUUCCACUUUAUAUUCUUAAUGAUCAAUCUUACAUUGUAAAUAUGGGUGUUUACUUAUCUAUAGCGUUUCUAUUGGGGGGGGGGGGUGAACUUUUAUAAUAUUACCCAGCGUAUAACGUAAUGAUCAAAUGUCAAGGUGUGUUGAAAGAAGUGGAAAUCUUUUAAGAGAUGAGAACGAUAAGAAUAUACUAUGACCAUGCUGCUGAUAACUCCUGACGAACAUCUUUUUUAUUUUUUUUUAUAUUUUUCAAUCUCUCUUUCUUGAAAAUUAUUAGCCUUGAAAUACGGUUUUAUUUCUUCUUAUAAAGGCUGACUUCACAUAUCCUUAGGAUAUGAUCUCGCCUAUACAAGUUUUACUUUAAUUCCUUUUAAACAUUACAGUUACAUUACAUUGUUCAGCAAUACGAAUCGAAGGAUCGUCUUCAGUACUUACAAUCAAAAGUUUAUUUAUCUUAUUGAUGUAGAUUUAUAGAUGAACGAAGAAACACUUUUUCACAUUACCUCUAUAUUUAUACAUGUUCAAUUUUUAUAGUUUUUAAUGACAUUUAAUUUAUUCUUAUCUAAUGUAUUACACUUUUUGUCAUGUAAAUAAAAUUGAAUAUGUUAAAUAUUGCUUAUUUCAUGAUUUUUACAAUCACUAUUUGUUAGAUAACAUAAUCAGAUGAUGAAAAGAACAUGGGAUGAAAUGGCCAGGGGAUGAAAUGACCAGAUGAUGAAAAUAACAGUAGAUAAAAUGUCCAGGGGAUGAAAUUACCAGGGGAAGAAAUGACCAGGGGAUGAAAUGACCAGGGGAUAAAAUACCGGGAUUAAGUGACCGGAAAUGAAAUGACCGUGAACCUUAUUUUAAGUGCAUUUACGUUGAACUUAAUUAUUGUAGGGGCCUCCAUUUAUUAACUUCCGGCACUCCCACAACUAUUAUUCUGCUCACAUUUUCUGUUACGCUGUCCUCCUUUAAGAUCACCAAAAAAUAUCGUUUUUGGCAUGCGGUCGUCUCCCAUGCGGGAUACGUAACCCGACACACACCCUAACACACGAAAUGUACUAAAUCAAUUAGAAAUGUAGAUCCAGAGUCGGUCGCAAAUAAUUUCAUUGUAAUGAUACGAGCUCUUUUAGUUUUGAGGAUUUACACAUUUAAAUUUAUUCUUGAAUCACAGUAAAGACAAGUCUAACUUUGUAGUAGUUUCAGAGUUUAUUAGUACAAGUACAUUUCCACAACACACUUAGUUAUUAAGUCGCAGUCUCUCUUUGAAUUCUAUCACUCUCACUACAGAUUCUAAAUUUCAAAGUAAAAAUCUUCGUUUAGAUAUUAAUGUGCAAUAAAUAGUGUAACAUUUAUUAAUAACACAUACAUAUUUAUACAUAUUCCUAAGGGCACUGACAGACUCAUCUAUCUCCAAUUGUCUCACUUACCGAGGAGAAAGUAAAAAAUACGAAACAUUAACCUGUUAUUAUUUACUUUGUCAGAAACAACAAAGGUAUUUUCAGGCUCGAAACCUCAGAAACUAAAUUUACUACAAAAUGAUUAUUUUUCUCAAUAACGUAAACAUAAUGUUUUAAAACCGACUUACUCAAAUUGGCAUUUUUUUAAAAUGGCACAUGUUCACACUGCACAUAUGAAUUAUUUAGCUUAUAAAACACUUCAGUCAAGAACAAUGUAUUUCCCUUGUUCGAGAUACUAAACAAAGUAAUUAAUUACCAAUAGUUAAUUAGCUAAUUUUUAUUUAUUGAUUCUUGCGUUGUCAGAUAAAAGAAAUAAUUGUACAAAAUUGCAAUUUAAUCCGAGAUUGCGUGUGUUUCGGAGAAAUAGGUUGUACAAACUUUUUUACCUGACAGACAGGAGUGAGUUGAUAUAAGCUUUGUAAAAAUAGUAACGACAUGAAUUGGAACUUGUGGCUAUAGCCUUCUCAUGCCGACAUACUAACCACUCUGCUAGUGAAGUUCUUAUGAAAAUAGGACGUUUUAUAGUUUUCUAUUGUUUGUAGCAAACAAACUUUAAGCGACGACCUAUAAAUGGGACUAAUUCAGCUUAUAACACAUAGUACAAUCUAUUUCACUUGAUCAAGAUACCAUUCAAAAUUCAUUACUAAUGGUAAUUACUAAUAGUUACUAAUUACUAAUAGUUACUAAUUACUUAUAGUUACUAAUUACUUAUAGUUACUAAUUACUAAUAGUUACUAAUUACUAAUAGUUAUUAAUUACUAGUAGUAAUUGUUCUUCAAAUUUCAUCUUGAUCCGAAAUGGGAAGACGGAGAAACAUAGUGUAAAAACUUUUUACCAGACAGACAGACAAAGUGAACUGAUAUAAGUUGUGAAAAUGCUAAAUAUUUCCGUAGUCGUACCGUGGGAGUCGAAGCACGAAGUCCCAGCGCAUAGAGAAUUAUCAGUGAUGUGUAACCCAAGGUUAGGCAGUCUUUUAUUUCAGCCUUCUCAAUACACUCCAAAGCCACAUCCUUUCUUUUUGUCAUAGAAAUUCAUUUUAUUUCCUGCUUUACCUGGCGCUUUUACAACUUUCUCUGCCUCUCAAGUGAUAUAAUUUCAAGGCCAUUGCAUAUUUGAAAAAAAAUAUUGAGCAAUUUUUUUGUAUAAAGUAUUAACUUAGUUCUAUGUAAACAAGUGGUUAUAUUAUAUUAUAAACAUGGAUUUAAAGUAAAAAAAAACAACAAAAAACAAAAAAAAACAACAACAAGAGAUGUCUCAUUCCUUAAUUGUUCAUCCCCUUUCAGACCUUGCGAUGUAUGAGACAGAUGGUGAACGUCCUCAGUUUCUUUGUCCAACGUUUAUAGAAUAGAACAAGGUGUCAUGCGGACAGAACAACGACAAACCGCCCUUACGUUGCCCGGCUCAAUUCAGGUACACAUUAGAGGUCGGAGGACACAGGAGCGCCAUAAAAGUCACGAAAUUUAAAAUCCCAGUCUUCGCCAAGAUUUGAAUUAAUAACCCCAGGUUUAGAAGUCAAGCGCUUAACCGAUCAGCCAUGCAUCAUGUGUAUUUUUGUAGCCAAAGACUCGGGAUAAGCUUUAGCAGUAUGUGUGAACCUCUACUAUACAAUUUCUCAGAGUUUGAAUAGGAUAAUAUCCUAUAUAAUACAAAUGUAAUGCGUUGGAACAAAAUUAAAAUAUUGAUAGAAUUUAAAAAUAUAA
Biomphalaria glabrata is the source of this 7926-nucleotide messenger RNA. RefSeq lists its product as uncharacterized. Lineage: Eukaryota; Metazoa; Mollusca; Gastropoda; Planorbidae. The record is from RefSeq and is a predicted model, not a curated record. The transcript is spliced from 12 exons. The coding region runs from base 1281 to 2651 and encodes 456 amino acids.